CAUGCCCGUGUUGUUUACAUGCAAAAUUAAAUCAGUGUGGACGGAUCUUUUCUGCAAGUCGUGCUGGUUGCUAAAUAUUGUUUUUUUACUCACAGUUUGGCCUAGUUGCUGCAGACGUUAAUAAUGUCGUCCGUUGAAGUUCGUGCUGCGCAGCUCCCAGCCGCAGUGAACCCCGCGAAGAUGGGCAGAAAAGCCACAGCAGGUCCGAGGAGAGCUGCUCUCGGGGAGCUAACCAACUUUUCCGGAGCAGCAGCCAUCACAAAGAGGACUGGACCAACCAAAUCAACUGCAUCAGUCAAACCAUCUUGUGCCCAAAAAGCCAAACCCGUGGUGCCUCCAGUAGUCCCGGUCCCAGCGCCUGCAGAUCCUCUCCCCCCAGUUUCAGAAGAGAUGGUGGCUGACGUGUCCAUGAAGGAGGAGGAGGAACUGUGCCAGGCUUUUUCUGAGGCGCUGCUCACAGUGCAGGAUGUGGACGAGCAGGACUCGGACCUGCCACAGCUCUGCUCAGACUACGUCAAAGAUAUCUAUAAUUAUCUACACAUCCUGGAGGUGCAGCAGGCCGUACGAGCCAACUACAUGCAGGGUUAUGAAAUCACCGAACGCAUGCGAGCGCUUCUGAUCGACUGGCUGGUCCAGGUUCACUGCAGGUUCCAGCUGCUGCAGGAGACUCUGUACCUCACAGUUGCUGUCCUGGAUCGUUUUCUCCAGGUCCAGCCGGUCUCUCGCAGGAAGCUGCAGCUUGUUGGCGUGACGGCCAUGCUGGUGGCCUGUAAAUACGAGGAGAUGUACGCUCCCGAGGUCGGAGACUUUGCGUACAUCACAGACAACGCCUUUACAAAGGAUCAGAUUCUGGAGAUGGAACAGCUGGUUUUGAGGACCCUAAACUUUGAGCUGGGACGUCCUCUCCCUUUACACUUCCUCAGACGGGCCUCCAAGGUGGCGAAUUCUGAUGUAGAGAGACACACGCUGGCCAAGUACCUGAUGGAGCUGACCCUGGUCGACUACAGCAUGGUGCACUAUCGGCCGUCGGAGAUCGCCGCUGCAGCGCUCAGUCUCUCCCAGCUGCUGCUUGAAGAGCUGCCCUGGUCUCCUACACAGCAGCACUACUCCACUUAUGACUCAGCCCACCUGAAGCCCAUCAUGCAGCACAUCGCCAAAAAUAUUGUGAUUGUAAAUAACGGGAAGACCAAAUUCCAGGCCGUGAGGAACAAGUACUCGAGCAGCAAGCUGAUGAAGAUCAGCCUCAUUCCUCAGCUGAAGUCGUCCACCAUCACGACCAUGGCGGCCGCUCUGCUCAACAAGCCUUGAGACAACGUUACUUUCACAUUUCCAAAGAUCGAAGGACCUUUCACUUGCACUUUAUUUUAGAUGUGAAGAAACUUCAUGCAUUUUUGUUUUUAAUAAAUUUAAUUUUUAAUUUUUUUUGAGA
Messenger RNA from Perca flavescens (yellow perch), 1429 nucleotides. Its product is annotated as G2/mitotic-specific cyclin-B2-like. The record is from RefSeq and is a predicted model, not a curated record. The transcript is spliced from 8 exons. NCBI's taxonomy places the organism in Eukaryota, Metazoa, Chordata, Actinopteri, Perciformes, Percidae. The coding region runs from base 124 to 1308 and encodes 394 amino acids.